CAUAUCAGUAGACUUUGGACAAUUCUGGUGCUGGAUAUUUGUUAGAUUCAAUGUUUGGUGAUAUUUGUAGUUUUGGAUAAUUACUAAAAUGAUUUCGUUAAAAUUUGGGAUAUGGUUAUUGCUAUUAUACGUUCAGAUAAAAGACACAUAUUGUAAAGGAAAAAUAAGUUUGAAGUUAUUAGAAUAUAAUAAUCCUACAGGAACUGAUGCUAAAGGAGACUGUUGUGAUUCACCUGUAAAUACUCCUGGUUGUACUAUAGGAACAUGUGAUCAUAUAUUUAAGAUAUGUUUAUUGGACAGUAUAUCUAAUUCAAAUACCAGUAAUUGUUUACAGACUACUGAAGUUACAACUUCAGAUCAAAAUGUUGUCAAGUUUGACAAGAACCAACAAAAUGUACAGUUUGUAUUUGAUACUUGGCAGGGAGAAGCGCCUAUCCAGAUUGAAGUAUUUGAUUCUAAUACAGAUGACAAGAAGAACAUCUUAAUUGAUCUAUUCUUUAAUGUAUACAACUCAACACAGGCAGGGUUUAAUCAGACCAGCAUUGCUGCAGUUAAUCUCAAUCUCAUUGGUACAAGAAGUAAUAAUCCUACAAAUUUGAGAUUUUCAGUGUCAGUAUUUUGUGAUUCACAGUACUAUGGAAGUGAUUGCUCCACAAAAUGUGUGCCUACAAACAAAUGUGAUGGUCAUUACACAUGUGAUCAUCAGGGAAACAAAGUUUGUCUGAGUGGCUGGAGGGGAACAGACUGUACAGAUCAGGUUCCAGGCAGUGAUGUUGACUGCAGUGUAUACACAAAUAAAACAGAGUUUUCCACAAGUGAAUGGGAAGGAAUGUAUUCCUGUGACAAUAAACAACACAGUUACCAAAUUUUCUUGAAUGCCACGAAACCUAAAGAUACAUUGAAUAUUGAUGCAACUGUUUCUUUCAGAAACAACACAGUCAAAGUUUCUGGGACAUAUUCAAGUUGGAGUAAGGCAUUAGCUUUGCAAGUGGACACAUCACUUUUAUAUGAAGGUCAUAAUUUAACAAAGAUUUCCUUAGAAACCAGAGAGAUUAGUACAUCGGGUAUGAUUGGACAGUUAUCUUUAUACAAAGCAGAUGGCGGAAAAUUUACCUGUAUUGUUGAUCCUCUGAGUUUGAAAAAAGCUUACUUUGAUGGAUGUGAUUUUAAAGGAACUUGUGUGAGAUAUGGAAAGAGUAAACAGAACUAUUACUGCUGUUGUAAUGAUGGAACAAUUGGUACAAGUUGUACAAAGACAACAACUUCAAAGACAACAACCACAUUAACAACAAAAUCUACUCAAGGACCAACCACAACUGCAGUUGAAUCAACAACUACUGAAGUCACUACUCCAAUUCAAACAACAGCUUCAACUACAACUCAAAAACCAACAACACAAGUACCCACAACUAAACCUACCACCACUCCAAAACCAACCACACAAAUACCAACAACUAAACCUACCACUAUACCAUCGACUACACAAACAACAACACAAAUACCAACAACUAAACCUACCACCAAACUAACGACUACACCAACAACUACUGUUACUACAACAGAAACAACAACACAGCCUGAAACUACAUCAGAACCAACAACUCCUUCUGAACCAUCCACUACCUCUGAACCUAGAACUACACAUGAACCAACAACUCAUUCUGAACCAACCACUACCUCUGAACCUAGUACUACACCAGAACAAACAACAGAACCACCAACAAUGAUGCCUACAACUACCCCAACAACUACAACUGCAUCUACUACAGUAACAACUCAGCCAACAACUGUAAGGACAACUUUAAGACCAACUACACCAAAAACCACAACUCCAACAACAACUCCAACAACAACUACGCCAAAGCCAACUACUCUGUUGACAACUACACAAAAACCAACAACUUUAAUGACAACUACACUAAGACCAACAACUCCUGUUACAGUAUCCUUAUCAGAUACUUUUACGUUAAACUUGCUCAUGGUCCCAGCUGAGUUAGAUGGUUUAGCUGUGGUGAAUACACUACUGAAUUCAUGGAUUAUGGAAAAUAAAGGAUUGUUGAAUUUAACAAAAAACAACACAGAAAUAGAAAUUGGAGGCUUUGAUGAAACAAUUGCUGAAGGAUUACCAGUAACAAUCAUUAGAUAUAGAGUGAAAGUUAAAUCAUCUGUUAUAAACACUGUAUCAGCAAGACGUCCCAAUGACAACACAUUAAUACAACAGCUUAAGAUCCAAUACAAUACAAACCAAAUAUUACUGUAUACAGGGUCAGGGCCUUUCUUUCAAUUGAAAGAUAGUUUAAAGUUUUAUGUACAUGGUCCAGGGCCAGUUGAAAGUCAGAUAAAACACAUGGAGAAGGCUAUUUUGUCAGCUCAUAACAAUACUUGUGAGAGUAGUGGGAAAUGUGAAGUUACUAAAGAAACAAAAGCUGUUAUUAGAAUGAGGGAAGAAUAUGUUGGUGAUGAUGGGUUGGAAAUAACAGAAAUCACCUACUACAUUGAGAUCUUUGGUGCAGUAGUUGUCCCCACAAACUACAGUGAUAUUUCACCUGAUAAUUAUACUGAGGCCUUUAAAGCUGCUGGUAUACAUACUGUUGUUUACAGAGGACUUAAAACACUUAGAUAUAGGUUCCACUAUACACUGUUUAUUGAUGGUAAAGUGAGGACAGAAGAUGAGAAAGACUUUAAGGCUGCAAUAGAAAAUACUUGGCUCACAACAUUCCCAGGAUAUUACACUGGUUGUAGAGACUGUUUUGCUCAAAUUGUAAGACAAGAAAAAUACCUAACAGAUAAAGGAAAUGAAGUAACAGCCUUAAUAUACUACUUUUACUUUCAUUCAAUUCUUCAAGUACCACUAGAUUUCCUCCCUCCCAACAACACACUUAUGGUAGAUAAUAUACAUGUGAGAGGUGUAGACAACAGUACUUACACAUUAUACACAUCAGACGUGUAUUCUAGAUAUAGAAACAGCUUCAGUUUAUUAUUAGAAGGAGAAGAAGACAUCCCUACCACAUCCCUAACAGAUAAUCUACAGGCAGCUUUCUUAAAUUAUAGUGAUUCUUCAAAGACUAUCAAAGUUGUUCUGAAAACUACAGUAAACUGUAUUGAUGACCAAGGUGAUCUAGUAACAGAUUUAGUAUUUUUCCUGAUGAGAGAUGGAGAAAUAGUUGAUGCUAGAACAACUGACAAACCAUCAUUAGACUGGCUUCGUAACUGGUUCAUAAUGCAAAAAGUACUGAAGCAGAGUGGAAAACACUACAUGGUUUAUAAUAAGAAAGGCAGGGACAUAUUUCGGAUGGAUCAAAGUUGGCGUAUAAAUGUUGAAGGAUUUGUUAUGAUGUCAGACAUGAAGGCUAUUGAACAGUUGCUGAUAGAUUCAGUGAAUGUUACUAUAGAAACAGCCAAUAUUGAAGUACAGAUAUUAAAGUCUAGAAUGUUCAUGGAAAAGAAAAGCAGGAAACUAAUGACAGCACUAUACUAUGUAUGGAGAGUUAAUAGGGUUAUACAGGAGAAAUCACUGACCAGCACCUUAAUCAGAGAGAACAGCAUUGUUUACAUGAGGAAACACCUUUCUAUGUUGAAUUAUACAUUGUAUGACUCUAACACAUCAGAGUCUACACUGUUUAUGGACUAUCACUUUGAGUUAUACUUCAAGAUGGAAUUAUCAUCUAUAGAAUUGUUGGCAAAUUUUUCAUCUCAGCUUAUAACUGCCUUACAGGCAAAAUGGAUGGGUUAUACAGGCCAAGGUUUAGAAGUACAUGUAGCAUUCCAAGAGAAAGUCUACAUUGACAGUAAUCAAACAGAAGCAUGGAGAGUGGUAUUUUUCUUGACUUACACUAAUGUAAAUAAUGGAAACAAAACAGAAGUAAUUAAAUCCGAGUUUUCCAAACCAAUAACUGAGUUGUUAUUGUACCAGACUUUACCAUGGACUGGUUUGAAUGGACUGGAGUAUAAACUUUAUACUGAAGCCAGAUCACAGAAGGUCCUGUAUAAAAACCAACAUUUUAAUAUUCUGUUAUCAAGAGAGAUAUCAGUGUUUGACUGGAAACGUAUUGAAACUGAUCUCGGUGUGAUAUGGUGCAAACAUCUAGGAUGUAAAGAUAACACCAGUGUUUCUAUUACAAUAACAGAGCAGGAGAAAUAUGUGGACAUUUCUGGAAACUUCUACUGGAAUCUUGUAUACUUUGUGAUGGAACAUGGUGCUGUUUUGGAUUCUAGACGUUAUCAUACGAUAUCUGUAACCAAGGAUAUGUUUAAAUGGACCAAUCAAUAUGGUGGAUCGUAUGAGGUGGUUGUCCACAGGCCUGGUACUAUGUGGAAGUUUUCAUAUGGCUUUCGUCUCUACACUGACUACUCAGUAACAACCAAUAUCAAAUAUCUGAAGGAAGCUUUACUCAGAGUCUGGUAUCUAAAAGGAAUAGUUUCGGAAAAUUGCAAGUGUUUACAGAUUGACACAGUUCAUCAGCGACUAGUUACUGAUAUUACAGGGAAAACAAUGUGGGAACUGACCUACUUCAUUCGCAUCAAUGGCGGUUUGGUUCACUCGACCACAUGGCCUCGUAUUGAUCCAGCAUUGAUUGACAUCAGUUCACAGAAAUCAUUUAAGUUCCUAACAAACAUCGAUACCAAACUGUUUGUCAACUUGAUGUCAUUCUACUCUAACUACAAGAUGUCUAAGAAAGAUAUCACCAAAGUGGAGAGGGAGUUAACUACCAAAAUUGUAGAUAAAAAUGUUGUAUACAAGACAUGUAGAUGUGUAUCAGUAAAGAUUACAUCUCAAGAACAAGUAGUAAACAGUAAAGGAGAGAUUGUUUGGAGGGUAAAUUACCAAGUGUUGAAAAAUAAGAAGACCAUUAAGCCAUCAAGCAUCAAACCAAUCAACUGGUCUACAUUUAAUUUUAACAUGACAAAUAUACAUGGACAUAAGUAUCGCUUCUCCUGGGGCUGGACAGACUGGCAGAAAUACUUCCAUUAUAGUUACCUUGGGGGAUUAUAUGUAGGGUCCUGGAUACAACCAACUGAUUAUACCAAGUUUUACAGUGCUCUUGUUGAAUACUACAAACAGCAUUACAAAGGCCAUAAAAUUCAUAUUGAAGGAUUAAAUAAAACAAAGGAAUAUUAUACUUCAACUGGAGAGAAAACUUGGAGGCUCCCAUUCAUUCUGACAGUAGAUGGUAAAACAGUCAACCCACCAGCACUCAACACAACAGAGUUUGAAGCAAUGUUAAAUUUUACUUCUACCAAUGGGAAAUCUUAUAAACUAAAGACUGGGAGGCAUACAAUAGAUGCUACUCAUAUCUUCUCCUUCAACUUAAACCACAAAGUGUCAACAACUGAUCAUGAUAAAAUGAAAGGUGCUGUCAUUACUGCCUGGUGCACAGAACAUCCUGGGGUUGAUCCUUCCACAGUAACUGUAGACAUUAUGGGACAAGAAGAACUGGUAGACAAAACAACAGGGAAGUCUUCAUGGAAACUGCUGUAUACUUUGUCUGUAAAUGAAACAAAGACUGACAAGUGGACUUCUUUAAGUCUAACUAAUUCCCAUCUGUCUUCACACCUGAACUUUACCUCUGUAACAGGUGUCCCUUAUAGUACAGUCGACCUUAAAAGUUCUAUAUCUACUAGUAGUCUUCAUCAUUUAUACUUUAAAUCAUUUGUGGCCACAACUGACUUCAAGAUGGUUGCCAAAAAAUUGAAAACUUCAUGGACUGCUAAAUUGAAAGGAAUGGGACUAGACAACAUAGAAAUAAAAUUUAUCAGACAGAGACCUAUGGUUACAGAAACAGGAGAGAAAAUCUGGAGUUGGGAGUAUGUGAUAAACAUGAACAACAGUGUACCUGUCAAUAUACCUUUACCUGAGCUUUCACACACAGCUUUAGUGGCAGUGUUUAAGAAUGUGACCUCUACCAUUGGGGCCUCUUUGGUAUUAGUGAAACCAUCUAUAUCUAAUAUUGAGUACAACAGUCACUUUUCUGUGUAUCUAUCCAGUAAAGUUACACAUAACUCAUAUGAAGAGUUCAAGAAAAGAAUUAUUCAGGCCUGGAAAACAAAAGGAAUGAAUGUUACUAUUGACCAUAUGACACAAGAAGAACUGGUGGAUAAAGUUGAUGGCCAUUCUGUGUGGAGAUUAGUUUACUUUGUGAAGAAAGAAGGUAAAGUGGUAGAUUCCCGUACAGCUGUCAGAUUAAACACUACAAUAUUCUAUGGCAUCAGAGGACCUAGAGGAACAUAUAGAGUGUUAAACAAAGUCAAUCAGGUUGACAAUUCAUUCAUACCAUACCAGUGGACGUCUUCUGUGUUUGUCAAUCAUAGAUUUGGAACAGAGGCUACCAAGAAAAUGAGUUUGCUCCUGAAACAAAUGGUGGAAGAAAAAUUAUAUUUAACAGUUUGUAAAGACGUUCCAGUAGAUAUACAGUUUCUUUUAGAUGCAUCAGGAAGUGUUGGAAAAAUUAAUUAUGAGAAACAGAAAGAUUUUGUAUCGAAAUUUGGAGAAUCUUUUACAAUUGGACCUAAAAAUAUUCAGAUUGGUGUUACCAUAUUCUCAAGUAUUAUUAAAAAUCAGUUUAACAUGAAUAAAUACUCAGUUAAAAGGGAUUUACUGGCAGCAAUAAAGAAUAUUACAUAUAUUAGUGGCAAAACCUUCACUGAUGUUGCAUUGCAAUAUGUUGGAAAUCAUUCAUUUACCAAAUCUGCUGGUGAUCGAGAGAAUGCAGCUAAUGUUGUUAUAGUUAUGACUGACGGCAAAUCACGUGAUUUUAAUAAAACAAAGUUGGAGGCAAGUAAACUUCAUCAGGCUGGCAUCCAAGUGUUUGUUAUUGGUAUUGGUAAAGGAAUUCAAACUAAUGAGUUGAGAGUUAUUGCCUCUGAUAAUGGCAAUGUAUUCAUUGUGGACAGUUUUGAUGCCCUGAAUUCCAUACAGUCCAAGCUAAAGGCAACGACUUGUAAAGUAUCUGAGACUGUCACAGAACAAACGAUAACAAAUGUAUCAGUAGAAGUUAAAAGACAGGAAGAAUAUAUAACAUCUACAGGGGAAAGAGUAUGGAAACUUGUAUAUUUUGUAAAAGUGAAUGGUCAGUUUGUGCCAGCUACUUCAGUACCUGGUCUGGACAUUGACCAGUUGAUAGCCAGUUUAAACAUCACAGGACCACGUGGACAAACAUAUCAAAUUGUAAAGACUGAUAGAUCCAUGAUAUAUAACUAUAGAAAUAGAUUCUCAGUCUUCUUCACUGGUAAAGUGUCGGAAACAUCUCUCACCGCUAUACAGACGGCACUGUUAGAAACUUGGAAUUCGUCUUCUAAAGAAUAUUCAUUAUGUGGUUGUCUUUCCAUUGCCAAUAUAUCCAAAGAAAACAUUGAAGAGUUUGUUGAUAAUAAUGGGUAG
Messenger RNA from Mytilus trossulus (common blue mussel), 7378 nucleotides. RefSeq lists its product as uncharacterized. Gene Ontology annotation, biological process: multicellular organism development; Notch signaling pathway; cell communication. The record is from RefSeq and is a predicted model, not a curated record. Bases 89 to 7378 code for a protein of 2429 amino acids. Gene Ontology annotation, cellular component: membrane. The transcript has 38 exons. Lineage: Eukaryota; Metazoa; Mollusca; Bivalvia; Mytilida; Mytilidae.